Messenger RNA from Rhipicephalus microplus (southern cattle tick), 7726 nucleotides. RefSeq names its product Transcriptional adapter 2B. Gene Ontology annotation, cellular component: nucleus; SAGA-type complex. Gene Ontology annotation, biological process: regulation of transcription by RNA polymerase II; chromatin remodeling. Lineage: Eukaryota; Metazoa; Arthropoda; Arachnida; Ixodida; Ixodidae. Gene Ontology annotation, molecular function: transcription coactivator activity; chromatin binding; zinc ion binding. The record is from RefSeq and is a predicted model, not a curated record.
CCUCCGCUUAGUUGACGUCACGACGCUAGUCCUGGCAGGCAGGGGGACAAAGAAAGAUGUCCGGUGUCAUCGCCAAGUACCACUGCAACUACUGUCAGGAAGACAUCACGGGAGUGCGCGUCAAAUGUGCAGAGUGCCCAGACUUUGACCUUUGUUUACAGUGCUUUUCCUGCGGGGCGGAGAUGGGAGCACACAAGAACAGGCACGGCUACCAGUUAAUAGACUGUGGCAACUUCCCCAUCUUCCAAGCUCCCUGCAACUGGAAAGCCAAGGAGGAACUGGUGCUUCUGGAGGCCAUCGAGCAGUACGGCUUCGGCAACUGGGAGGACGUCUCCCAAUGCCUGCCAGCUCGAAGCUGUGAAGAGGUGCAGGAGCACUACAACAACCAUUACAUCGAGGGGAACAUUGGGAGAGCCACAUGGUCCACGGAGGUGGCAAUGCAAAUCAAGGAUCACACAGUGCCUGAAGGAGGUCCAUUGUCUCCAAGCCUAAGCACUCCGGUGGCCACAGUGGACAUCGCGUCCAAUGAGCAACAGGAGCUUGGCUACAUGCCCUGUCGGGACGACUACGAAAGGGAGUAUGAUAACGAAGCCGAGUCCCUGAUCAGCCAGCUGUCGAUGGGUGGCCCAGAUGAGGACGACCUGGAGGUUGCCCUGAAGCUGGCCCAGGUGGACAUGUACUCGAGGCGACUACGGGAGCGCAUGCGCCGCAAGGGCCUGGCACGAGAGUACCGCCUGCUCGAGCAGUUCUGCCAUGCGGGCCGGCCGGCCUCCAAGGCCAGUCCAGUGUCCCGCAGCAAGAAGCCUGUCCGUGAGGCCGACAAGGAACUCCAGGAGAAGAUGCGCAUAUUCAGUCAGUUUCAGUCUGCCACGGAGCAUGAGCAACUUCUGGAAAAUCUCGAAAGGGAAAAGGAGCUCAAAGCCAGGAUCAAGGAGCUGUUGAGGUAUCGGCGGAAUGGCAUCACCAAGCUCGACGAUUGCUCAGAGUUUGACGUCGCGAGGCAUCGUCGAGAAAAACGGAAGGAAGUGAAAAAGAAGUCUGCACCCGCCAGCUCCGUUCACAAAAAGCCCAUCUCAACGGCAUCAAAAAAAUACGAAGAAAAAGGAGGCGUCGACACUAUGCUAAGCGAACAAGGUGACACGAGGGAAGUCUCCAAGGAGGCCACCGACAUCACCAGCUUGCCUGGCUACGAGCUGCUCUCCGACAAGGAGAGGAAGCUGUGCCAGUCCAUAGGAAUCAGCCCUGCGUGCUAUAUCACCUUUAAGACCGUAGUGUUGAAGGACCAAGCUCAGCGGCAGAAGGGAAGCACGGCCAAGUUCCGAUCCCUCGCGGGCAUGGACAGGUCGCACUGCCGGCUGAUCCUGAACCACUUCGCAAGCAGUGGCUGGAUCUCGGCCACUUGAUUCAGGUGCCUUGCCGUAGCAACCGAGAGCGACCUGCCACAACAGCCCUUGCCACCUUUUCCUCCGCAACGACCGACGACGACACCACUCCGCACCGAUAGCUACGGCACAAGUUGUGAUCCCAGCGAGAGCUUCCUUCUUCUUACACUUGACCAGUGAAAAAAAAAAAGAAAAGAAGUGCUGCUGCUUUUGUAGCAUAGUUAGGGACUUUUUCUGUGUUUUGUUUCUUGUUUCGGAAGUUGCUGGCUUGGUGCUGGAUUUACUCGUACGAGAAUGGUAUUUGUGAAGCACUUCGCAAAACAAUACUCCUUCGUCAGCAUGUGCGAUACAGCUUUUGUAAGUCCGUGAACUGCUGUACCCAAGUGAAACAAGUGUGCCGUCGAUGUGGAACACUCCCCUCGUCUCGUGAAACGACAUGUGCUGAAGGCAGCAGAUCUUGCCCUUCUAUACUACAGAUUGGGUGUGCCCGAGGUUGGCGAUGAGGUUGGCAAUGCCUCUCAGUGACACUUUUCAGCUUCUGUAGAAGUGCACCAGCGAUACUGCAGCUUCAGUGGAAACGUUUGAAAAUGGCACAACACUGCUCUAAUGUCCAGAGUCCGCACAACUUAGCAAUCCAAGGUUGGCACUACGUGGUAAUCUCGAAUAUAACGUUUCACGUCCAUACUGCAGGAAAAGAAAGCACAUAGUCGAAGAAAGAUGGCCUCCGGGACACAAACCGGCGAAGAGUUGGCGUCCUCCCUUCUUUGAUAAAAUGUGCCAGGAACUGUGAUCCCCGUGGUGCUCUCAGUUGUUCGGAGCAUUCUUGCGCGUGCAAGUGCACAGUAGUUGACGAAGGUGUGGCUUGAAGCGUGUGAGAAUGUGAAGUCUGCUUGCAAAGGAUGUGUUUUUGAGCUAUGGUGCGUGAGUUUGAAUGUGUAAAUUGGUAAAAUACUGGUUACCUUUGUCAAUUUGAUGCUUGAUCUGUGGCAUUUCAAGUGCACAUACAGGCUUUUCUUUAAUUAUUUAAGAAAAAGUUCUUGUGUGGAAGUGUCAGGCGGGGCGAGCUUCUCGCAGCAUGAGCAAGGGAUCUUGAUGUUGUUACUGCACGAAAUUCAAUCUGUAUUUGCAAGCAACUCAUCUUUUGUUCAAUUGCAAAGGGACCAACAGCGCACAGAUGUACUGGACACCCUAUUGAUGGGAGCUUUUUCUUUCUUAAUAUCUUCCUCUUUCAUGUAUAACACAUCUACACUGUUCCCGUGGUCUUUCUUUCUUUUUUUUUAAUCACAAUAACAAUCGUUGCUGUGGUAUAGUUGUGAGGCAUUUAAGUAAAAAUCAUAUGGUCAACAUGAAACAGUUACUCGCAAAUCAAUAUGUUUUCUGCUGCUCAGUUCAGGCUAGCAGUUGUAAAUUUCUCACUGGCUCUUUUGGAUCAUCACACUCCAGUACUUUGGCACAGAGUUCGCAGGAAAUUUGGGAGGCAUGUAGAGUGGUGCCGACAUCAUGGGGCAGUUACGCUGCCUUCAUCUCUUAGAAUCAUGAGUAUUACGUGGUCGCUCGCUUUGAAGGCAGCUUCUUAAAAAGAACUAGUACAAUUGGCCGUGGCAGCAUCAAAAACCACCAUUAGUGUUUGCCCAAAAUGGGCGGUCACUAUUCUCAGAGGAGCAUGUGCCCCAUCUCGGAGGCAAUGCCAAGGAGUCUUGUCAUCUGAGCCGUGCAUCACGUAAAGGGAGUACUGGCACAAAUAUUGUAUGUUGUUUUUCUUUGGCACCGAUAAGUAGCUAAUGACCCACUUUUCUCUGUCGGAUUAAUUGUUUGCUUCAUUGUAUGGCAAGUAUUUAUUCAAAGACAUUUUUUUAUAGAGCUUGGUAGCAGUUUCGUGCAACAAGUAAGAUGGGUCCAGGUAAGCGUGAAUUCAAAUAUUUCUGUCCCCGGUACAACCCUGCAUGCGGAAUAGCUCGCAGGACACUGGCUUAUGCGGCGUUGCUUGCGACUAUCUAAAAACGUGCUCGUGCUUCGCUUACAACUGGAAAAGACAAUCUGGUGGGGCAAUCGUGUGCAAAUUUUGCAAGGUUAAAUUCGCCGGCUACCUACAACAAUCGAAAUGCUGCGGCCACGCAAGACGCGUGAGGUCAUGCGCUCUUAAAAGCUUAGUGUUGUUACACUCGAAUCUCAAUAUAACGAACACGGAUAUAACCAAAUAUUGGUUAAAGCGAAGUAAAUGAAGAAUAGUCUUGCAGUAGAUACAGCGUUAAACCUUUCUAACGAAUUUUUCGAUAUAACAAACAUUUUUUUUUUUGAUGAUGAAACAUUGUCAUUGAAUGUUGUUCAUCUGCCAUGCUUACUCAUAUUCUUAAAUCCCCAGUCUCCUACACAUAUUAAAAUUCAUUUUAAAUAUGUUCUGGGCUGUAUUUGCCAUUGCCGUUUUGUAGACUGUGCAUGUGCCUCCUCACAAAUCAACCUCGCAAGUUGUUGUCUAGCUUUGAAAAAGCUUGUGUCUGUACCUAUUCAAUGGGAUAUGUUAUUGGUAAACCCGUUUAACCGGUUGGAAUCUGUUUCACAAAUUAGAAACGAUGAAAUAUGCGAAAGCGAUUCACGCACGCAACUUCGAAGCUUCGAGAAGACCGGUGUAAUUUUUUGUGGCGGCACCAACAAGCUGCUUACUCUGAUCUUUCAGGAGUGUACCCCUAGUCUCUGAGGUAAUGCCGUCCUAGUCUUGAAUGUCUUUUAAAGGGGAGCAAUAAUGUUUCCGUAAUUUUAUCCCCAUAAACUCCUAUUUUAGCAAACCAUCUCUCUCGAUGCCUCUUGAGUUUUCCUCAAAUGUGUAAUUUGAUGCGACACUUUUUCUUCUGCACAGUAAAAAUAUCUAGGCUUCUUAUGCAUCUGAAAUUUUCCGCAGUACCCUUCAAGGACACUUCUAAGAGAAGUGACCUUGAAGGAUAGGCCUCAAUCAUUGCAUACAAGGUUGCUGCAUGCCUUUGCAAAGUACUUGCAUUCAAAUGUCCCUCAUGUGUGCACAUGUGUGUUUGGUUUCAGUCAGGAUUAACUUCCCUUGCGCGUGCUUGGUUGCAUGUGUGUGGUUUCGGUCGAGGUUGCUGUAAUGUUGCGAAGACGUGCAUGAAGAGUGUCGAGUUCAGUGUGUUUUGAUACGGAAGUGGGAAGGGCGGUUGCUCACGCUAGCCAGUGGCGCUGUGUCUGUACAUAGUUUGUAAAUUUGUUCAUUGAGAUUUUUUAAAAAAGCUAUCACAUUGCUCAUGUACAUAUUUCACAACAUAGAUCAUCAUAUAUGCGACACCUUUCGUUGAGUUUUUCUUUCUUUGCUUGUCUUUUGUCACGCACAGUUUUGGCAUCGUGCUGAAAAAGGUACAUUGCCAUCACAACUACAUUUAAAACGUGGUUUUUGUGCUUCUACUCUCUUGAGAAGUGCGUCUGUGAGGUGGUGAAUGUGGCACCAGGUUAGUGCUGCUAAAAUUUCUGUGAAUUUAUCCGGUAAUUCUUACAUUUUUACUCUAAUGCAGUUACUGUUCUUUAGAUUCAGGAGGUGUAGCGGAGUGCCAUUGGCAGUUUCUUGCAACACUGAAUUUAUUUGUGCAACCUUUUUUAAACUCUGAUGUUUCUUAAAAUUUAUUUGAAUCGUACACAGUGUCAUCAGAAAACGCACACGUGUCUGCUUUGCUCUGUGAUAUGCCAUAUACAGUGGCAUUAUUAGGCCGGUCUGUGGUACAUGUUUAGUUCUCAAACCGGGAAUCUGUUUCGAAUUUUAACCCUUUUUUUUUUUCAGUUCUAAAUGUUUUUAUGGAUUUAUGUUGUAUUACAUUCAUCUGGGAACAAGAAAGCAUUAAAGAAAUAUAUUUUUUAAAAAAUCCCACCGAAUUUUUGUGAUGCACUGGCUUUUUUUUAUUCACGAGUGUGCAUCAGUACCUGUUUGUCUUUAUCCCAACAUGUGUAAGUUCUGUGAAAUUACACGGAACAGUGAGAUAAGAUAUUUCUAUAGUAUUAAAAUAACCAGGUGGUUAUUUGACUUGUCAACCCGCUUUGGGCUUUUGGUGUAACUAUGCUUUUAUUUGCUCACAGGGGAAAUGUGCAAGCGACUGCUCAUGCGACUUUCAUGUAUUGUUGCCAUUUUAUUGUCAUUUUGUACGUUUUUGCUACACCAGGUGGCAACACUUGUACAAUUUUCUUUUCUGUCAGAUUUGUUGUCGCACAAUUUGUAAAGAAAAAAACUCUUUGCUUCUUGAGCAAUAUUUUGUGAGUGUACGGUGUGAAUUCGCUGUCGGAAUAGCCAAUGCCAUCCCGGCGGUAGUGGACAGAUGUCGCCUCACAGUUUCAACCAUGACUGCUACAGCACUGAAAGGAGCAAGCGGUGAAUGCAUAGUUUAUAGCGAAAUUAAGCAGCUUGAUGGUGAUAAUAAUAAUGGCUGAAGGCUCUUCUAUGUUCCUUCAUAAAAAAAAAGCAUCUGAAAGGCAGGGCAUUGACAGCACAGGAUACAUGCACGAAACAGCUAUGCAUAAUAAGGUUUAUAUCUGCAUUAGACCUAGCUGAAGUAAAUGUUACUUCACAAACUAAAUCUUGGAACUAGAUGCCACACUCUCAACGAAAGAAAAAUGAAUCAAUCCCAAGUCAAAGGCUAGCUUGCACUUUCAGAGCAUGCUUAUUGCUAUCAGCAGCUAUAGGUGCCUGCAGGUGUUGCCAAAAGCCAUGUCUUGACCGCUAGUAGGUCUCUUGGUACUGGUGCUGCGUAAACACAUACAAACUUUCAAGCCCUGGAUAUGGCUUGCGAAAUAUUGCUGUCCAAGAGCAGCGAUGGGGACUGAGAACACAGUGGAGGAUGCAACAGCUACAGUAGUGUGCGCAAUGCCAACGUGGCGACAUCUGUCCAUCGUUCACCUCGUGUCUGAUGAACUUGUAAAGUCUGCGUCUCUCAUAAUCAAGUGGUGGUUUUGGGACGUUAAACCCCACAAAUCAAUCAGCUUGUAAAGUCUAUUUUACUUGCCUCAGUACACCCUUCCCAUAGUGUUGUGUAAAGAGAAUUAUAAUAUAUGCCAUUUGCAAUAAAACCCAGUUUCAGGCUGUGUUCCUCGGUGAGAUUAUUUUUGAGAAAUUCAGCUAUUCGUGAGGCUUAAGUUUUGAUAGUUACACUGGUGUGCAUGGGUGAGGGGUGUAGGUGCUUUUUGUGCAUAGAUUGCUGGCUAGGCAUUGGCAGCCAAAAUUUUUUUGUUGGCAAUAUAUGGUGGCAAGUUUUCGUGCAGUCCUGAAUUUCGCAGUUUGAAUUCAUUUUGUAGUGGGCGUACAAGUGAAGAGCAGUGCUGGCGCAAACAUGUCGUAACGUACUCAGCCACGGUGUACGCUUAAAUCUCUAGGUCGGCGAAAUGAGCCAUGUACUCGCUCAUGCUCGUUACCGAUAUUUCCGCAGGCCGUGUGGUACUUGCACACAUGUACACUCGCACUUUGCACGGGUUAGUGCAAAGCCCAUUCUCAGAGACUCACUCAUAGUCGUACUCGCUUGUUCACCAACGGCCACUCGCAAUCACACUUGUAUCUACGCUCGCUCAUUCACAUGUCUGAAUACCAUACGUGGGUAAAUGCUUGCGUACAUUCCCUCGCAUAUAACCUAAGGUAGGGCCAGAAAUUGUUUAUGAGGGCAGGAGGGCAUGAUGGGAAUGCCAAAAAGCGUUUGUGAUCACGAGAACCAUACUAGAACACUAUCGAUCUCAGAAGGAAACCAGGUGAAGAGUGUGGCUACAGCUAAUAUUCAACCACACUUAAUUUGAGACCACCUCUGGUCAUGCGCACGUGCACUCGCACAUUUCGUAACUUAUGUACGAUCUCAUGCCUGUGAAAUGUGCGCUGCGAGUAUGAGUCUGUGCACUUGCAAGCAGUUACGUCGACCUAUGCUUCAAGCUACACCUUUGACUAUCCUAAGAAAGUGCCAAAAAUGAUUAUCAUCGCUGGCAGCAAGCCAUUUCCCGCAGUCAAGUAGAACGAAACCAGUAAUUAUAAUACAAAUGGUUUUGCAUGUUUGGGUAAACUGGGUGGGUCUUAAUAUCCUUUAUUUACACUGCUCUUUCCAUAUACGUCUAGGCAAAACCCUUCAUGUUGAUAGAACAUGACAUUGUUCACACAAUUUUUUUAUACAAAUAACAAAAUAAAGUUUUAUCCCUGUCUAAACACACCACAUAAUUUCAUGUGUAUGUGUGAAAUCGCCAUGCAGGCUAGCCAGUGGUUUAGGUGUGGAGGUGCAUUUAUACCCGUUUUGCAAUGUGUGGAAUCGAAAACUUUCUAUAGUACAUAGAUGAAAGCUCACACGGAUAUUUGAGAUGUAAUAAAAGGCGUUUUUUAUUUGCAA